GAUGCAUUGCUUUGUCCACCCUUUUCCCCAAAGGGCGAGUCUAGUAUUGAAUUAAAGAUAAUUAUGAAAUUACUUGCAACGUCCAAUACAAAGCCAAUACAACCAUUGAAAUUAUAAUAGCCCAUGGAACUAUUAACACAGAAUAGCUCCAUGGUUACCCUAAUAUAAAACGAUCAGCUCCACACAUUCAUCGGCGGCCUACGAACGCAAGCACAACUGCGCGCAGUAAUGAGAGCAAUCAGUCUUCGAUCUCGAUUUUUUGGCGGUGUUGCGCAUCAUUCAACGUACCUUUUUUGAUGUCAAUGAUGGACGUGUUACCAACAUUUCCCUCCGCCAGGCUUUCUCGUUACUUUUUAUAUUAACAUCCUAUGUUGGCGAUUCAUUUUUACCUGGGCUGUGCUUUCAUAAACUUCACAGAAACUCUACCUAGAGUUGUUCGGUGUUUUUCUCUUCAGUUGAUAGGCGCUCCUCUUUCUCCCUGGAGGAAAAUGCAUGAUAUACUAGGAUGUGAUAUUAUAUAUGGAGCUAACUUAUGAUAGGCGGAGGUAGCAGUACGGAGACCCAGUUCAGGUGGAUACACUCAGUAAGUACUACAAUAAGCUCUUAGCCGCCAUGAAGACUACCCAAAAGAUGUUGCUAUCGUGUUUUUUGUUAUUAGCAUCGCAUACGUUCACUUGUAUUCUUGUCGUCAAACUGCGUGAAGGACGCCACGAUUUUACUCAAAAAAUUGUUAGAAAUGUAUCGCAAUCUUCGCCAUGUUAUUUGCGGGUUCAUGUUUGGCGUGAUGAAGAGGCCCAAAGAUCACCCCAGAAAUUCGAAUGCCCGGGGCUGAAAUGUGGUAUUAUUUUCGUACAGGAUGUGAACUACGAUACGAUGAAGUCAAGUGAUGCAGUGGUACAUGUAUCGUAUUGGAAUUGGAGCAGAGUGCUUAAAGAAAGACCACCGAAUCAAGUUUGGAUUUUUUUCACACUAGAGAGCCCUAAACUCACUAUACCUUACCUGAUACCACCUCGCGGGUAUGACCGCAUAUACAACUAUACAAUGUCUUACCGGCCAUCGUCUACAAUACCUAGUCCGUAUGGCUUUUAUGAUAGCACUGUGCCGCAGUUAGCCACUGACGACGAUCGUAACUGGGCCUUAGGGAAAACCGAUCUCGUAGCUUGGGUUUCAUCGAGAUGCAAUGGCAAACGUCCCGGUGGAUAUCAAUCGUGGCGGCGCCUUGAGUUUGUGGAGACACUUUCAAAGCAUGUUAGUGUCAAUAUGUAUGGAAAAUGUGGGGAAAAAGAAUGUGAUAAUAAAGAGGGCGGGUGCUGGAACUUUCUGAGGACUCAUAAGUUUUACCUGGCUCUGGAGAACAACGAAUGUAGGGACUACAUUACGGAGAAAUUCUGGCAUAAUGCUUUCCUGAACGACAUGGUACCAAUCGUCUAUGGUCCACCGCGGGAAGAUUAUGAGCGCGUGGCGCCACCGAAUUCUUUUAUCCAUCUUCAGGAUUUUAAAAGCUUCCAAGAACUUGCCGAUUAUAUCAAACUUGUAGAUUCAGACGAUAAGUUAUACAAUUCAUUUUUUGAAUGGAAAAAACUGGGGACGGUAAAAUACAUGGGUGCACAGUUGAUACAUCAGCCGGAGUUUAUGUGUAAAGUGGUAUCUAAAUUGUUGGAUUCAGAAAAGAAGUCACAUUAUUGUAACCAGGGCAUUGGAGAGAUGAAUCCAUCAAUAAAUGAAUUUUUGUCAGCUUCAUGCUUCGUACCUACCGGAUUUCCUCACGACUUUUGAAGUAUCAAUAGCGGUGUCCACACUCCCAGAACUGGUUCAUCUUUCUGUUGAACUAUCCAAUAUUGGAGAGCAAAAGUCGCUGUCGUUUGACGUGGAAAGGUGUUGCUUUAAUCAAUGCACUUUGUUAUGUGCAAAGUGCACUAAACCUAAUAUUCCAGAGUAGAAACAAUGUGAUGUGUAUAUUUGUAAUGAUGUACCUUAAGUUGCUGUGGAAAACUAUCUCAAUGAAGCUAAAAUGGAAUGCGACUCCGACUAGUUGAUUUCCAUUCAAAUGAUAAUCAUGGUCCUGAAAAUCUCCAACCACAGCACAACAACAACUGCAACAAAAGGAAAUCUCGAGUCUUGAGGAUCUGAUAAGUAAAAACAUGUAAAAGCAUGCAAAAGCAAAUCCAACUUGCUUUAGACUAUGCCUUAAUCAGUGCUUUGUAUCCUCUGGAAGAUGUGCUACAUACAGACGAUAUAAAUCCAAACAGUGUUAUUUUCAUUCAAAUACUAAUUAUUCAAAUUUUUCUAAGAUUGAUGAUGAAAUCUGGGAGAGAUCUAAGCUCAUUUUCGUUCGAAAAGACUGCCUGCUAUGAAAUAAUAAUAGGUUUUUUUUUUUACGAACAUGAUUUUUUGUCCAUUUUAGACAUCGGCGUUUUGAUCUAAUUAUAAAAUGCUGUAGUGAUGAAAUGGUCGAGUUCAUGAUGUAGUGUUCAGAUGUAGCGUAUGGCAGAUGUAUUG
Messenger RNA from Lytechinus variegatus (green sea urchin), 2499 nucleotides. Its product is annotated as glycoprotein 3-alpha-L-fucosyltransferase A-like. Lineage: Eukaryota; Metazoa; Echinodermata; Echinoidea; Temnopleuroida; Toxopneustidae. The record is from RefSeq and is a predicted model, not a curated record. Gene Ontology annotation, cellular component: membrane. The transcript has a single exon. Bases 613 to 1776 code for a protein of 387 amino acids. Gene Ontology annotation, molecular function: alpha-(1->3)-fucosyltransferase activity.